AUGACAAUUUUAUCAAUAAUGGUAACUGAUAUCGAUGCGACAACACUUGCUAAACUUCUUCAAAAAGUUGAUCCAUUCCGGAAGACAAUAAUUGUUGAUUGUCGUCCUUUUAUCGACUACAAUUUAUUGCAUAUUCGUGAUGCAAUCAAUGCAUUUUAUUCCAAAAUGAUGCGUCGUCGUGUCUAUGACAAUAAGGUAAGUAAGUAA
Messenger RNA from Brugia malayi, 207 nucleotides. RefSeq lists its product as uncharacterized. The coding region runs from base 1 to 207 and encodes 68 amino acids. NCBI's taxonomy places the organism in Eukaryota, Metazoa, Nematoda, Chromadorea, Rhabditida, Onchocercidae. The record is from RefSeq and is a predicted model, not a curated record. The transcript is spliced from 2 exons.